AUGUUUCCGACCGUCGCGCCUUUCCCUUCGGUUCAGCCGCAUCACCACAUCCACCACUAUCCCGCCCACGAUGCCAUGCAUCAGCCUUAUGAUGUGAACGACCCCGCUUAUUACUCUCAUAAUGACCCAUUCAUGCAUUCCUUUAAUCCAACAUCCCGCUUACGUUUUCAAAUGCCGCAUCCUGUCCAACGCCUCGAUCCUCGCGACGCCACGGGCUCGAGUUCGAACGCAAACGCCGCGGGGGAACAUGCGCUUAGGAGGAAGACCCCAAACGGAACCCUGGCAGCCGGUUACGAUGGAACCCCAGGCGACACCACGAUCCAGCCCGCACCAAAGCAUAUCUUGGUCUCGCCGCUAGAGUCCGGGCAAUUUCUUCCUGCGCAGGCGGGCCUGCAGCCGGAAAACUGGCAACCGCUUCCCCUCGAUCAAGCCAUAUCCACACAUAUGAACUUCCCGCCCGUCUUCAAAAACGAGGCGGGCGACCCGAUUGCCGCAGGAGAGGUGAUCCAGGAUGCGAAUGGGGCAAGCUGGGUUCGUCCCGUCAACUAUCCUCCGGGGGUCGACUCGGUGCUUAAUCAAAGCUUGCCCCUCCAGGCGACCCAGCGCUUCCUUCUGCACAAUGGGGCCUAUAUUCCGACCGUUCUUCCUGCAACUUUGCAGCAGUGUGUUGGACCGACGGCGUCUGCUGGGGCCGGCCCAUUUGGUCCAUAUUGGCCGGACGGUGCAUACAUUCCCUACCGCCCUGUAGCAUUCCGCGAUUCACGUUUCGGCUCUCCUAAUCCCAACGGACAGCCUCAGUCCCUCUUCGAUAUCAACCAGCAGGCCUUCAACCAUGCACAGAUCCCGUUGGACACUCGCUCGGACUCGGGAUUUGCAUGGGGGCAAUCUGCAACCGGUGUUCCUCCCCAAAAUCCUCUCAUGAAAGCACGUUUCCCUCCACGCCAUUCGGAUCUGUUACCAUUCCAUGUCCGCGCCAAUCGAUCCGUAUCAUCCUACCCUAAUCCUCUCAACAAUGAACCUAUGUCCUGGACUGGCCGCCCACCAGUCCACGGCUUCCAACCCCCAGGGCCAGCAGUGGUUGCCAACACUGAAUUCAAGGAAAAGGUUAUGUCCUGGGCACAUGGUGUCUACGUCGACCUUCUCGCAACUAUCCACCAGGCUCGCCGCAACAGCAUCUCCAACGGUGGCGCGGACGGUCAGAACCCUCGUUUCCUAAAACCGAACAUAUACCCGAAGCCUCCUCGCCAACCAGGUCUCGAUUUCUCGCAAAGUAAUGCCCCCGAAAUCCACCGUCACAAUAGCUACCCGUGCAGUCAAUAUGAUGUACAAAGGCAGAAAUCGGGUCUUAUGGCAAACCUGCGAAAGGGAGAUCCUCAAAUGAACGUUCAGGGCCGACGUCCAUCAUUGAACCAAUUUUCUCAAGCCCACCGCGCGUCAGACUCGCAAAUGCGUGAUGUCGGGCGCUUUCCAGGUGCAUCGGCCCACCGAUCCUCCAGCACUCUUUUCAACGACGGCUCUCCAGUUACCAAUGCAGCAUCUGCCUUGGAAAUGCUAUCUCAUCUAUGCAUGGAAAGUCAUUGGGAAUGGACUGAUGGGAUACUUCUUGGCGGCUGUUUGGCUUAUGGUUUAGGUGACUACAACAAAGCCAUGCGCUGGUAUUCUAGGAUUAUCGCACGCGAUUCAACACAUGUGGAGGCCAUCUCUAACCUUGCUGCCACCUUGUUGGCCCUUGAUCGGCGAGAGGAGGCCUUGCAGAAUUGGCUUCGUGCCGUGAAGUUGCGCCCGAGUUUCUUUGAAGCUGUUGAGCAUUUGAUUGGUCUUUUGUGCAGCAGCCACCGGGGCAAAGAGGCUGUCAACAUCAUUGAUUUUGUCCAAACCUCUCUUCGUCAUCCAAAGGAUGGAGAUUGUUUCAAGACGGAUGAGCAUGCUAGCGAGCCCGAGAGUGAUGCCGAGAGCAACGUGUCCGAUGUGUGCAUGUAUGACAAUGCAUCCUUUGAUUAUGAUGACGAUAUGGGACGAGGGCCGACUUUGAACCCGGGCUCGCCUGAAACGACGCCUGUCGGCUUCGCCACGAGUGGAUAUGCCAUCCCGGGCUCGGACAAUGGGAGAAUGCUCGCUCUGAUUCACGCCAAGGGCAACAUGCUCUAUGCACUUGGUGACAAUGCUGCCGCUGCGACCGCGUUUGAAGAUGCCGUCUUGAUUGCCGCUGGAAGAAGACGGCACGGUGUUCAGAGUCUUAUCAAACAGAUUUUCGCUGCCUUUGCCCCCGGAUCGAGUAACGGAUAUCACCAACCGGAGCCAGGUUCCGGGGAGAGCGUUCUUCUGUAUCCGGACAGAGCUCUGCAAACUGCGAAGCUCGUGUUCCGGGCUAGCAGUGGCACGCCGCCGGGACUUAAGUACGUGGCCGAGGGAAUUUCCAGGAAAGCUGCCAUCUCAACUACCAGUAACUCUCUGCUCUCCCUGGCAAAGAUCUAUCAGGACGGCAUGUCGACUGUCUCGUCCAGCGCACCGAGAUCUGCACCCGGCGUGCGGGAUAUUCUGGCCCUGUACUACCUUUCCCUUUCCCUACAGCCAAGUCCAUCCACUGCGAACAACGUUGGUAUCUUGCUCGCCGGAAUCCAGAACAAUCCGCCGGCUCGAGGGCUGGUCCGUCCCAAUGGCGAAAGCCAACAUCCGGAGAUCCCUGGUGUGGUGCCUGGAAGCGGGAUUUCCCUCGCACUGGCGUACUACAACUAUGGGUUGCAUCUCGACUCCCGUCAUGCCCACCUCUACACAAACCUGGGCAGUUUGUUAAAGGACAUUGGACAGCUUCAGGCUGCCAUCAAAAUGUACGAGCAAGCUGUCCAGUGCGAUGGCAAUUUCGAUAUCGCUCUUGCCAAUCUGGCCAACGCUGUUAAGGAUGCCGGUCGGGUUAACGAUGCCAUUUCAUACUACAAGCGCGCUGUCAAAGUGAAUCCUGAAUUUGCUGAAGCUGUGUGUGGGCUGGCCAACGCGCUAAACUCAAUUUGCAACUGGGUCGGCCGUGGUGGCAUUGUCAACGGGCAUGGCUUCCGUGAUCGCUGGCAUGUGGAUGACAAGGGGAUGCUUCGAGAUGCUCAGAGCAACGACACCGGUACUGGCUGGAUUAAGCGUGUCGUGGACAUUGUCGACCGACAACUCCGUGAAGGCGAAUACUGGGGUCGUGGACUCCUGACAUCUCACACGGCUGAACAACUGUGUUCUCAGUUGGCUACCGCAUUGGACUCGGGCCGCUUUGCCUCCAGCCGACGAUCAUCCCUGGUCAAGGUCCUUCAAUCAUGGGCCGGACAGAAAUGGGAAGGGUCGCGCAUCGUCCGACUCAUUGAGCGUGCCAUCCGGUCAAUUACAUGGCAAUGGUACCAGGACCGCUAUGUCUAUGGCAAAGACUACCCUACCUCCAAAUACCGCCGGCCUCAACUCCCAGCAGCGCUCACUGCGCCAAACGCGCCGACGGUCCUGCCUUUCCACACCUUCACCUGUCCGUUAUCUGCGAAGCAGAUUCGCCAGAUCUCACAGCGCAACGGACUUAGAAUCUCAUCAUCUACUCUACGAUUACCCUGGCUCCCGAGCACCGUGUUCCCACCCCCGUCGCCCCCAAAUCCUUUCCUCAAAGUUGGCUAUGUUUCGUCGGACUUCAACAAUCACCCUCUGGCGCAUUUGAUGCAAUCGGUGUUUGGAUUGCACAACACGAAAAAAGUAAGAGCAUAUUGCUAUGCUACUACCGCCAGCGACAAGUCCGUCCAUCGCCAACAGAUCGAGAAAGAGGCUCCCGUCUUCCGUGACGCGAGUGGAUGGUCGGUUGACCGGUUGGUCCGGCAGAUUGUUGACGAUGGAAUUCACAUCCUCAUCAAUUUGAACGGUUACACCCGUGGAGCCCGCAACGAGGUCUUUGCCGCUCGGCCUGCGCCCAUUCACAUGUCUUUCAUGGGAUUUGCCGGCACUCUUGGUGCCGAGUGGUGCGAUUAUAUCCUCGCCGAUCAAAUUUCAAUCCCACCCGAGACUCUGAGCCCUGGUCGGCGAACCGCGCGCAUCGAGGACCGUAUCCUUGAGGAGGACAAUGGCGAAGAUCUCGAUGACUGGGUUUAUGGCGAGAAGAUCGUGUAUACUCGUGAUACAUUUUUCUGUUGUGAUCACCGACAGAGUGCACCGGAUGCAGGAGAACGACUGCUCACAUGGGAUGAGGAGCAGGUUCGGCGCUGGAGAAUGCGGAAAGAGCUGUUUCCCAAGCUCAGCGAUGACACCAUCAUCCUGGGAAACUUCAACCAGUUGUACAAGAUUGAGCCCACGACAUUUAGGACGUGGUUGCGCAUUUUGGCGCGAAUCCCCAAUGCCGUGCUCUGGCUGCUGCGGUUCCCAGAGACUGGCGAACAGAACCUUCGGGACACUGCCAAGGCGUGGGCGGGCGAUGAGACGGCUUCGAGGAUCAUCUUCACCGACGUCGCGCCGAAGAACACGCACAUUGCGCGAGCGAAAGUCCUGGAUCUGUUCCUCGAUACACCCGAGUGUAAUGCACACACGACGGCCACCGACGUCCUCUGGAGUGGAACGCCGCUGCUGACCUUGCCACGAUACAAUUACAAGAUGUGCUCACGCAUGGCGAGUAGCAUCCUGAGCAGUGCGCUCCCCAAAACCGAAGCGGGGCGGCAAGCACGCAAGGAGCUGAUUGCCUCGUCGGACGACGAUUACGAGAACAAGGCCAUCCGGCUUUGCAUCGACUUGCAGUACGUCCCGGGCGGCGAGGGCCGAUCCCGCGGCCGUCUGGCGGAUAUGCGACAGAUGCUGUUUAUGCAGCGACAUAAGAACAAGCUCUUCGACACGGCCCGCUGGGUGCGUGAUCUGGAAGAAGCUUACGAAGCAGUGUGGGCGCAAUGGGUGAACGGCGAAGAAGGCGAUAUCUUGUUAUGA
This is a messenger RNA of Penicillium cinerascens, 4923 nucleotides long. RefSeq lists its product as uncharacterized. Lineage: Eukaryota; Fungi; Ascomycota; Eurotiomycetes; Eurotiales; Aspergillaceae. The transcript is spliced from 3 exons. Gene Ontology annotation, molecular function: protein binding; glycosyltransferase activity. Bases 1 to 4923 code for a protein of 1640 amino acids. Gene Ontology annotation, biological process: protein O-linked glycosylation. The record is from RefSeq and is a predicted model, not a curated record.